UCGUCCUAUACAAAAAGGGGAGCUCUCCACCAGUCGGUCACCCCACCAAGCUCGUCAGAUCACGCGCCAGCCAGACAGGUGUGGGAUCCCGAUCCGCCGGCCUCCGCGCCGAUCCAGGCGUUCCCUCCUCCUCCUCCUCUCGUAGGCGCGUCCUCGUCGCCCCGACUUGGAUUGAUUGAUUGAUUGGUUUCUUCUAUUCUCGGCUCCAUGGAUAAGCAGGAUCCAGUAGCUGAUGUUGAACAAAAGAUUGUUCUUGCUGAGAAGCCCAAAGAGCAGCCUGUUCCCAGUAAGGAUGAGAAAGCAACUGUGCCCCCACUUUCAGUUGCUUCAAGUGCUAUUGAUCUACCAAGUGAUGGACAAACCCAAGCUGGCACAUCUAACAUAGGUGGCAACCAUAAUGCUGCAUAUCCACACAACUUUUAUGCUUCUCAGGCACAGCCAUUCUAUUACCAAGGUUCAGGAUACGAAAACCCUCCACAUGAAUGGGAUGCCUAUCCUCCUUACGUGAGUGUUGAAGGAUUGGAAGUGGGUCCAACAGUUGUAUACAACGAGGACCCUUCAAUGAUGUUCCAUAAUGGCUAUGGCUAUGACCCAUAUGCUCAUUAUUCUCCUAUUACAACACCUGUACCGGCUGCUGUUAGUGGAGAUGGUCAGCUCUACUCCCCUCAGCAGUUCUCCUUCUCGGCUCCUUACUACCAGCAAUCAGUACCACCUGGCAUGCCAUAUUUAAGCUCUCCUACUCCAAUAUCACAGGGUGAGACAAUGAUGCCGCUUGACCCAACACAAGGAGCUUUUAUCGCUGACACUCUGAGUCCAAACAGCUUCCUUUUUGGUCCAAGACCUGAAUGGUUCAGAUCAUCAGAAGGAAAUGGAUCAUUUCCAUCAUCUGCAGCUUCACCUCAACCUGCUGCUGGUGUUUCAGGGGCCUUUGGCCAAAGCAAUUUUCCAGUGGCUUCUGGAAUGAUGUCACUCCACCAGAAGCCCUUCUAUGGUCUUGGAGCUCCCACUGACUCCUAUGGACGAGGGUUCUCUCAUGGUGGGAUUUUCCCACAGGCCAAUAAUUAUGUGGGUUCCUUCCCUAGCUUUGGACUUAAUGGUAGAAGUUCCAUCUCAAUAGAGAAAGGGCGCAGGAGAGGAAGGGGUAAUGCUCUUAUUUGUAGCUGCAAUGGUUCGCUUGACUUUCUCAAUGAGCAAAGUCGGGGCCCACGUGCUACUAGGCCUAAGAAGCAAUCAGAGGUUGACAGUAAAGAUGAGAAGCCUUCCACAGCAGUUGGUCGUGAGUUAUACAACAGGCCUGACUUUGUCACAGAGUACAAGAACGCCAGAUUUUUCAUCAUAAAAUCAUAUAGCGAAGAUAAUGUGCACAAGAGCAUCAAAUAUGGUGUUUGGGCUAGCACCACAAAUGGAAACAAGAAACUAGACUCAGCCUACCGUGAAGCUAUGGAGAAAGAAGAGCACUAUCCUAUUUUUCUGUUGUUUUCGGUGAAUGCUAGCGCACAAUUCUGUGGUGUUGCAGAGAUGAUUGGACCAGUGGACUUUGCGAAAAGUGUGGAUUAUUGGCAGCAAGAUAAGUGGACCGGUCAGUUCCCUGUUAAGUGGCACAUAGUGAAGGAUGUCCCAAAUAAUCUCUUCCGCCAUAUAAUUCUUGAAAACAAUGACAAUAAACCUGUAACCAACAGCCGGGAUACACAGGAGGUGAAACUGGAACAAGGGCUGGAGAUGCUGAAAAUCCUCAAGAACUAUGACGAUGAUGUGUCAAUCCUUGAUGACUUUGACUUUUAUGAGGAGCGUGAGAAAGCUCUGCUGGAAAAUAAGGCACGCCUGCAUCAGCAACAACCCGCAUCCAGUUCUACUGUUGUCGAGCCCAAGAAACCCUUGACUGUGCCCGCUCACCUAGUGGGCCACAGCACUAAGCGUUUUGCCCAGGUUAUGCGGCUAGGUGAGGCCAAAACCGUAAGCCCUUUGGCUGAGAAAGUUUCUGGGGGCGAUUCAUCUAUUCCUGUGAAGCCUGUGGAAGUUAAGGAGAGUGGUUUGUAGUAGAACCUCUUGAUCGAUGUGAUUGGGCUAGCUGUGCUGAAAAUAUAAUCCAUACGCUUCUUCAUCAAAACGUCGGGGUGCAUAUACAGAUGGCUGUUGCUGCUGAAAACUAAGACAUCGGCAAAGAUGGCUUCUGUCAAGCAUGUACACUAGGAUAGGUCUUUGCCAUCCUUGGAUGGAAGCUUAGUUCCUUGAAUAGUUUCUCUUUCUUUCUUUUUUCUUUUCCUCCUUUCUUAGUAGUUCUCACUUUCCCUUUGCGUCAUAUGACGAUUCCUUAGUGGCUAGCCUUAAGGAAAGCUGCAGUUUUUGUGCAAGCCUUUAUAAAUUUCCCUGUUCGAUCGCAUAUGAAUAAGGCCAUUUUGCUUUUAAGUAAAAUCUUCUUUUAUCUA
Phragmites australis (common reed) is the source of this 2426-nucleotide messenger RNA. RefSeq names its product YTH domain-containing protein ECT4-like. Gene Ontology annotation, cellular component: cytoplasm. The transcript has 9 exons. The record is from RefSeq and is a predicted model, not a curated record. Gene Ontology annotation, molecular function: mRNA binding. Gene Ontology annotation, biological process: mRNA destabilization. Lineage: Eukaryota; Viridiplantae; Streptophyta; Magnoliopsida; Poales; Poaceae. Bases 208 to 2037 code for a protein of 609 amino acids.